CCAGGGUGACCACUACAGAUGUAUAUCAUGUUUGUGGACAGUCUGACUGUCGCUGAGUAUUUUGCAAAGACAAACGAAGAAGAGGAAAAUGGCAGAAGUAGCUCCCGCUCCGGCUAAAGUAGCCAAGAAGAAGAGCAUGAAGCCGAAGAAGGCCGGUCCCAGCGUGUCCGAGCUGAUCGUGAAGGUUGUGGCCACCUCCAAGGAGCACAGCGGCGUGUCCACUGCUGCCCUGAAGAAGACUCUGGCCGCCGGAGGAUACGAUGUGGACAAAAACAAGUCCCACGUCAAGACCACCAUCAAGAGCCUGGUGACCAAYGGGAUAGGCACGUUCGGCUCGUUCAAGAUGAACAAGCAGGCCGACAGCAAGGCGAAGAAACCCGCAAUGGCCAAAAAGCCCAAGAAGGCGGCAGCAGCUGCCAAGAAGACAGCCAAAAGCCCCAAGAAGCUGGUGAAGAAGGCUCCAGCUAAGAAGGCAGCUCCUAAGAAGAAGUAA
Austrofundulus limnaeus is the source of this 493-nucleotide messenger RNA. Its product is annotated as histone H1-like. Gene Ontology annotation, molecular function: DNA binding. Gene Ontology annotation, biological process: nucleosome assembly. NCBI's taxonomy places the organism in Eukaryota, Metazoa, Chordata, Actinopteri, Cyprinodontiformes, Rivulidae. The transcript has a single exon. Bases 89 to 493 code for a protein of 134 amino acids. Gene Ontology annotation, cellular component: nucleosome. The record is from RefSeq and is a predicted model, not a curated record.